Rotaria socialis is the source of this 1170-nucleotide messenger RNA. Lineage: Eukaryota; Metazoa; Rotifera; Eurotatoria; Philodinida; Philodinidae. The record is from the annotation of a GenBank genome assembly.
AUGGUCGGUGUUUGGGAACGUAUACGACAGAUUUGGAUUCCGACAUCAUCAACUCGAUUGGCUGAAGCUGAACGUCGUGUUUUAUCAGUUGUUCGGUUUCCAUUCGAACAAAGUCAAGUGCCUAUCGGUGAUGACUUGACCAUAAACACAAUUCAUACAUACAAUCCAAAAGCACGACGGUCAAAUCCAAGAUCACCCCUAGUACUUCUACAUGGUUAUGGUGCUGGAGUCGGUUUUUGGUUGCUUAAUCUUGAUGCAUUAGCUGAGAAACAUGAACAUGUUUACGCUAUUGAUCUACUUGGUUGUGGACGAUCAUCACGACCACGUUUUCGAGCUAAAACAUCAGAUGAAGCUGAGAAUUUUUUUGUUGAUGCUCUUGAAAGAUGGCGCAUUCAACUUAAUCUUGAUAAAAUGAAUUUACUCGGACACUCUUUCGGUGCUUAUAUUAGUGCAUCCUAUGCUAUAUCAUUUCCAUCGCGGGUAUCACAUUUAAUAUUGGCUUCACCUGUCGGUGUACCAAACGAACCUGACACACCUGAACCUCCUCGUCGACAUCGUCUCUCAGUCGGAUGGCGUAUUUUACGUACUUUCGUUGUAUUUAUGUGGAAUCGUGGUUAUACACCUCAAUCUAUUGUUCGACUUAUUGGUCCCGUAGGUCCAAAACCCGUAACAGCAUAUGUGACACGACGAUUUUUCAUGGGACCAGCUGUUGAAGAAAAGCCAACAACAGACAAUGAAGCAACUUAUGAAACAUCAGCAGCUACAAGUGAUGCAGGUCUUGAAACAUCAACAGCUCUUGCAGAACAAAUUGAGAAAGGAACAUUGAAAUUGCCCAAAGACGAUGUAGCUCAAUAUCUUUAUCAUCUAUGUGCACAACCAGGCAGUGGAGAAUUUGCAUUGCCUCGUGUUCUUAAAUCCAGUGUUUUUGCAUAUAAUCCGUUAGAAAAUCGUUUGAAAGAUUGUCAAGUUUCACGUAUUACAUUUUUUUAUGGUGAUCAUGAUUGGAUGGAUGCAGAAGCCGGUCAAAGAACAGUUGAUUCACUAAAUCAACGAUUAAAUGCUGCAAAAUCAGCUCGACUUAUUGUUAUUCCUCGUGCUGGCCAUCAAAUGAUGAUCGAUAAUCCAGAUGGAUUUCAUGAAGCUAUUCGACAAGCAAUUGAAGAUUUUUAA